AUGAUUCAGUCCCUGAUCAACAGCAGACUGGAGGUCUUCCUAGCGAUCGAGAACAUUCUGGUCAUGGUGACGGCGUUAGUUGGUAACGCCCUCAUGUGUAUCUCAGUGGUACGACUCUUGAGAAAGCAGCUGCCCAGCAACCUGUUCAUUCUCAGUUUGGUAGUGAGUGAUCUAGGACUGUGUAUAUUCCAGUUACCUGUGGUGAUAUCCUCCCUUCUCAAUCAGCGAGAUUACGUACUCAGCAACGACUCCAACUCCUCUGUGGGCAGGAUACUCUGCAACAUUUCUGGAGUCAUUUACUUCUGCAUGUCCUUUUUUGCGGUUUGCUUCAUAGCAAUAGACAGAUUCGGAGCUCUGCGGUUUCCUCUUCGCUACAAAACUCUGAUCACGUAUAAACGAUCUGUUGUUUCGUCGGUGACAGCGUGGGUGCUUUGCUUGCUGAUCGCAGUGAUCCCCUACUUCUACUGGACUACCUACGUCUACAGCCCCGUGUUCAUCUACUGCAUGUGGGACAUCAUGAACCACCCCGUCCUCAUGAAAUACGUAGACUUCCUGUUCGUGCCCACCUUCGUGAUCUCCAACGCUAUUCUAGCCUUCACCUCCGUCGCUAACAUAGUGAAGCUGCACACUCUAGCACAGAGGGGUCGAGCACAGAAACUUGGCAACACUAGCUCCCUCGUAAAGGCCUCUAGAACAGCUCUCAUGGUCGUUCUGGCGUUCACUAUAUGCUACGUUCCCCGCUACGCUCUAGUCUUCUUCAAGGUGGACAAGAACACUCCCAUCACCCGGUUCUGGUUCUACUACAGAUCGAUCUCUGAGAUGUUGAUCUACCUGAACAGUGCUGUCAAUCCCCUUAUCUACAUCUUCAGAUCUCGACAGUUUAUCCAGGAAAUCUCACUGAUUUGUGGGACUGUUCAGGUACAUUUAGUUGAGAACUCGGCCACAAAUGGCAGGUACCAGAGUAUGCCCCUUGCUAACCUUGCUUCAAAGACUACUGAUAUGCUUUCUUUACCCAGGCAGGUGUAUGAUAGGUCCAGAAGUACAGCCAGUCCCCUGUCAUCACAUAAACACAACAAGGUAGCGGAGGAGCAGGAAAUGUAG
This is a messenger RNA of Bolinopsis microptera, 1101 nucleotides long. Its product is annotated as adenosine receptor A2b-like. The record is from RefSeq and is a predicted model, not a curated record. Gene Ontology annotation, molecular function: G protein-coupled receptor activity. Gene Ontology annotation, cellular component: plasma membrane. The transcript has 4 exons. Gene Ontology annotation, biological process: G protein-coupled receptor signaling pathway. Lineage: Eukaryota; Metazoa; Ctenophora; Tentaculata; Lobata; Bolinopsidae. Bases 1 to 1101 code for a protein of 366 amino acids.